This is a messenger RNA of Cryptomeria japonica (Japanese cedar), 1482 nucleotides long. Its product is annotated as isoaspartyl peptidase/L-asparaginase 1. NCBI's taxonomy places the organism in Eukaryota, Viridiplantae, Streptophyta, Pinopsida, Cupressales, Cupressaceae. The transcript is spliced from 5 exons. Gene Ontology annotation, molecular function: hydrolase activity. The record is from RefSeq and is a predicted model, not a curated record. The coding region runs from base 176 to 1162 and encodes 328 amino acids.
UUAUUAUGAUGGGUUGUUGCCGUCUUGUUCUCACGUCUGUCUGUAUGUAGGCCUCCUUUACAUAUUCUAUGAUGCAUCUCUUCUCGACUCUACUCUCAUUGCAGUUUGGUGGGACCAGAAAGAAUUGGGUGUACAAAAUUUGAGUUAUAUAAAAAUGUAAUACAGUGAGAAGGUGAUGGAAUCUAGGCGGAGAUGUCCUGCAAGAAAGCAAGAAGGAACGACUGCGUUUGAGAAGAGCGUGACAAUGGGGUGGGCAAUAGCGCUUCAUGGAGGAGGUGGAGACAUUGCUCGUACCGUGACAUCAGAGCGCAGCGAGCUUGCCCAGGUUGGCCUUCGCCACUGCCUUGAAAUUGGAGUUGCCGCCCUCCGACAAUCCCGUUCAGCUCUGGAUGUGUCUGAACUCGUUGUACGUGAACUUGAAAACUAUCCAACUUUUAAUGCCGGUAAGGGAUCGGUUUUGACUGCAGAAGGCACAGUUGAGAUGGAAGCAUGUAUUAUGGAUGGUGUCACAAAACGUUGUGGAGCAGUUUCUGGUCUUUCUACUGUCACAAAUCCCAUUUCCCUUGCUCGACUUGUUAUGGAGAAGACACCUCACAUUUAUUUGGCCUUUGAUGGAGCAGAAAAAUUUGCUCGAGAUCAUGGUGUUGAGACUGCUAGCAUGGAAAACUUCAUUACCAAAGAGAAUGUGGAACGACUUCAACAAGCAAAAGAAGCUCAUAGAGUGCAGAUUGACUUCUCUACACCUACGGGAAGUAAUUGCCAUCAAGAGACAGUUGGGUGUGUGGUAGUUGACAAUCAAGGAAAUUGUGCAGCAGCUACCUCUACAGGUGGAUUGGUGAACAAGAUGGCAGGUCGAAUUGGAGACACUCCAAUUGUAGGAGCAGGUAAUUAUGCCAACCACCUAUGUGCUGUAUCAGCUACAGGUAGAGGAGAACAUAUUAUUCGAGCUACUGUAGCUCAUGAUGUAGCUGCGCUCAUGGAAUACAAAGGACUUUCUCUCAAGGAAGCAGCUGAGUAUGUUAUAGAACAUAUGGAGAAAGGAACUGCAGGCCUUGUUGCUGUAUCAAACAAAGGAGAAGUUACCAUGGUUUUCAAUACCAGUGGCAUGUUUAGAGCUUGUGCGAGAGAAGAUGGUUACUCUGAAUUGGGAGUACUGGCAUGACCUGUACUCUCUUUGCUUUAUAUCCUUUUAUGCUUGCUACCCAACUUCUUUAUGAUCGUAUGCAAUAUGCAUUUGCUGUCAUAAUUUCAGUGAUUCUCCAUAUGCUCUACUAAUAUAGCUUGAGAUAUGAAGUACUUUUGUAGCCUGCCCAUACUUAAAUUGUAUGCCAAAGGCUUUCAGAAUUAGAACAUACAUCCUUAAUGUACUAGUUGCAUUGGAUUGGACAAAGAAAACUAAUUGAGCAAUUACUAUAAUUAACUGAGGUUGUCAUAAAGAAAAAUUUCAAUUAUUGGUGAUCAGUCCCAAGAGACCUUUCUUUC